Daphnia pulicaria is the source of this 1145-nucleotide messenger RNA. Its product is annotated as apolipoprotein D-like. The record is from RefSeq and is a predicted model, not a curated record. The coding region runs from base 147 to 872 and encodes 241 amino acids. NCBI's taxonomy places the organism in Eukaryota, Metazoa, Arthropoda, Branchiopoda, Diplostraca, Daphniidae. The transcript has 5 exons.
UUACAUUUUCCCCAUUGCGGAACUUCAUCAGAAUUGACGAACAUUAUACAGUCGAGAUUGUUUCAGUACCGGAGUCAGUUACCCACUGUCGUUCGACUGUUAAUAUCAACAUCUAAUACUGAAAGUUUAUUUUUUUUAUUACGAAAAUGUUUAUAAAUUUGGUGAUGUUGUUAUUGGUGAUGUUCACUCGGUCUCCAGGUCCGGUAUCCGGACAGAUCCUUCGCUUAGGGCACUGUCCUUCCUUCUCCGUCCUAAAGGAUUUUGAAAUGGAUAAGUACUUAGGAACAUGGUACCAAAUUGAACGUUACUUUUCCUUCCCUGGAAUGGGAGGCAAAUGUUGGACCCAAACUUACUACCCCGAUCCUGAAGUUGAGGGACGCUUCAAAUUGAGAAUGGAUUAUCGAGAUUUUGUAGUGGAGAAUAAGAUGACGACUGAAAUGGAUAUUUACCAAGAUAUGGUAGACGAUCCUGCCACAUUGACUAGCCAGCUCUUCAGCAUGCCAUUUACAGCGGAUGACUAUCAAGUGUUGAGUACUGAUUAUACAAAUUACGCCGUCGAAUACCGCUGUGAGGAUCGUGGACUAUUUCAACGUAGAGAGUCUCUGUGGAUCCUUUCAAGAUCCCCCUUUCCGAAAUCCUGGGUAAUGAAGGAAGCCAAAAGUGUUGUUGCCAGUCUUGGACUCAAAAUGUCUAGCCUUCGACCGGUGACGCAAGACUGUUUUCUACCUCAUCGUGGACCAUACUCCAACAGGCCCUACCAACAGCAGAUCAAGAGAAAUCAUUUUAUUCCGAUGUAUUCGCGAGCAGCAACUCAUGAGCAGCAACAAAAACAUAAAUUUAUUCAGUUACCAAAGCAUCAUAAUUUCGCUUAAUUUUAACUGCCAGUGCUCAAAUAACAAUCACUUUAUUACAGUACCAACUUAGUAUCUCAGACAAGCAGCGAUGUCUCUAUCUAAUCCUUUAUUCAUUCCUAAUUAACACAACAAUUUCGAAGCCAUCAGCCCCAAUAUGUUUUGUUUAGUUUGAAUAGAAAUUCAAAUUCGCUUGAGGUUGCAUACUUACGGAAGGCCAAAUCCCCCCCCCCCCCAAUUCUUAAUAGCAUUUGACUAAUGCUAUUAUUAUUUCACUUUUCGAAAAAUAAAUGA